GGGAGGUUUGCGUAAUUAACUCCCUAUAAAUAUCCCUCCAAAUACGAUGCUGUUGGAACAUAUCCAAUCCUAGGCUUCAUCAAUGGCAUCAAAGUCUCAUCUUUGUCUCUUGGCAUGCACUCUCCUCUUCAUCCUCCUUUCUCUCCCCUCCCAUGCAAAUUCAUCCGAAACCCACAACCAAAAAACAUCACCAUUUGAGUUCCUUGAACAUCUUAAGGGGUUCCAAAAUGGUGACAAGGUCCCAGGAAUCCAAGACCUCAAAAAAUACCUCGGAAGGUUUGGUUACUUAAGCAGCAACAAUAACCAAACCACUGAUGAUUUUGACGAUCAAUUGGCGUCGGCCAUCAAAACCUACCAACUCAAUUACAACCUCAAAACCACUGGAAUAUUGGACGCUCAAACAGUAUCCAAUAUGAUGAUGCCACGUUGUGGCGUCCCAGAUAUCAUCAAUGGUACCUCCUCUAUGCGAUCAGGCAAGCAAAGUCACCCUCCUCCGCACCACCAUCACAAGGGACACACAGUUGCUCAUUAUACUUUCUUCCCUGGAAAGCCAAAAUGGCCAGCCUCUAAGUACCACCUCACCUACGCUUUUCUUCGGGGCACCCCGACGGCGGCCAAGGGCCCAGUUGCACGUGCUUUUAAUACGUGGGCUGCCCACACACAGUUCAAGUUCAGCCAGGCUCGAAGGAAUCAGAAGCCGGAUCUGACCGUAAGUUUUCACCGGCGUAGCCAUGGAGAUGGGCAUCCAUUUGAUGGCCCAGGAGGGAUCCUAGCGCAUUCUUUCGCGCCGAAAGAUGGGAGAUUUCACUAUGACGCUGAUGAGAAGUGGUCUGUGGGCGUUGUGAGGGGUGCUUUUCACUUGGAGACUGUGGCUUUGCAUGAAAUUGGUCACCUCCUAGGGCUUGGCCAUAGCUCUGUUCGGAGAGCUAUUAUGUACCCGACUAUAAGCUCUGGAGAAACCAAAGGCUUGAACAGGGAUGAUAUUCAAGGAAUUAAAGCAUUAUACCACGCUUGAUAAUCAUCGGUUGUCUAUCUUAAGUAAUUACUAUGUUCAUCCAAAGUCAUCAACUUUUCUUUUUUCUUUUAAAAAAAAAAAAUCGAAUAAAGUACCUCACCUUGGGUGUACUCAGAUAUUGAAAACAAUAAACACAACUCAAAGUUGUACACCAGUAUAUAAAUAUAUAUGCUGGAAAUUAAUUGUUUGAUAUAAUAAUUUGUAUAAGAGUCCUCGACUCACCUUCGAUUUCAACUUUGGUAAUCUUUAGCCAGUGUGCCCAAAUUAUUUGAGUUUGUACUGUUUUAGUUAUAUUGCAUUAUCAAAGUUUUAAGAAAAAUAAAUAAACUAAUCUUAGUUGUUAUAA
Molecule: messenger RNA, 1361 nt
Organism: Prunus persica (peach)
Lineage: Eukaryota; Viridiplantae; Streptophyta; Magnoliopsida; Rosales; Rosaceae
Product: metalloendoproteinase 2-MMP
Exons: 1
Coding region: 83-1015 (310 amino acids)
Biological process (GO): collagen catabolic process; extracellular matrix organization; proteolysis
Cellular component (GO): extracellular matrix
Molecular function (GO): zinc ion binding; metalloendopeptidase activity
Source: RefSeq, a predicted model, not a curated record